AUGUUGGCAGGUCAGAAGUUGUGUUAUGGAGGACCAAAGCAUCCAUGCUAUAAGAUUGCCUACUUCAAUGAAAUGUCCAGCAGAGUGGCAUUUGAGGAAGCACGUAAGGCCUGUGAAAUUGAAGGUGGGGCUCUUCUGAGCAUAGAAACUGAGACAGAGCAGAAGGCCAUUGAAAAACUUUUACAAGACCUGACAUCUUCAGUCUCAGGGAUUUUUGAUGGAGACUUCUGGAUUGGACUGAUGAGAAAUGGGGGAACACAAGAGCACACUUCCUUCACUACCUGCCCAGAACUCUACAAAUGGACAGAUGGAAGUGUUUCACAGUUCAGAAACUGGUAUUAUGAUGAGCCAUCCUGUGGAGGGGAGGCUUGUGUGGUGAUGUACCAUCAGCCAACAGCACACCAUGGCCUGGGAGGAGCCUAUCUCUACCAGUGGAAUGAUGACAGGUGCAAUAUGAAGCACAACUUUAUCUGCAAGUAUGAACCAGAAAUCUCACCUACCAAGGACAGUACUGGAAAGGAGAUGUCCAACACACAUGAGGAAGACCAGCAAGUCAUACCAGCAGGACCCUCUGGUCUGCUGCUUAUUUAUGUCAUCAUUCCUACAAUUCCUUUGCUGCUAUUGAUUCUUGUAGCUUCAGGUACCUGCUGCUUUCAGAUGUUGAGUAAAAGCAUUGGAAAGGCCAAGGAGGUGUUCAUCGCCAGAGCUGAAGGAAAUCCAGGUGAGAUGGUGAAGGAGGCUUGA
Messenger RNA from Lepisosteus oculatus (spotted gar), 744 nucleotides. The record is from RefSeq and is a predicted model, not a curated record. NCBI's taxonomy places the organism in Eukaryota, Metazoa, Chordata, Actinopteri, Semionotiformes, Lepisosteidae.